AUCUGAUUUUCGAUAAUUACGCUUGAUAAUUAUUAUUUAUUCAAAAGUAAACAUUAGGAUGACCGCUCGUGGAGAGAAGAAAGACGAUAUGGUGAGAAGAUUUCUUUAAUUUCGAAUAACAGAAUGAUAAUCGAAUGAAUUUAUCACAGAACGAUGAAGACAAGAGGUUACAAGAAGAUUUAUUGCAAUUGGUCGACGUAUUAAUGGUAAGAAUUUAAUAUUAUUCUGUACGGGCGAGUGACAAUCAUUAAGAAUAAUAAUGAUUCUGGGCUCAAGGGAAAAGACGAAAAGGCGAUGGCACGUGCUCUGGUACAUCUUAGAAUAUUAAUGCAAACGUCGACCACUUCGAUGACCUCGGUACCAAAGCCAUUGAAAUUUCUCAGAGAUUACUACGCUCGAUUAAAGGAUGCCUAUUAUAAAAUCGAAAAAAACGACGACAUUAAGAGACAAUUUGCCGAGAUUUUGAGCGUUUUAGUUAUAGUUGGAACAUCUUCAAGCUCGAGAGAAUGUUUAGAUUUUUGUAUAAAAGGAUCGGUGAAAAAUCCUGGCGAGUGGGGUCACGAAUAUGUUAGACAAUUGGAGGCAGAGAUAGUCGACGAAUGGACCAAAUCGAUGAGUCCAUUUUUUCACAGGUCACAGCUUACGCCUUUGAUCGAGAGCAUCGUGAAGUUCAAUAUGAAACACAAUGCCGAGAUACAAGCCUGUGAUCUGUGCUUGGAAAUUGAUCAAAUGAAUUUUCUACAUGAGCAUUUGGAUUCUAAUAACUUUUCGAGAGUGUGUCAUUACUUGACGAGUUGCGCCGCUUACAGCGAAGACACGGAGAGAAAACAGAUAUUGGAAUUCGUAUUCGAUCAAUAUAUGAUAUUCGCAGAGUAUAGUAAAGCCAUGCUGAUUGCAUUACAACUGGCCAAUCCGGAUUUGGUGUUUAAGUGUCUUUCCACCUGUCCAGAUUCUUUGAUACGAAAACAAUUAGCAUUUCUGAUUGCGAGACAACAGAUUCAGAAUCAUUUAAUGAAGAAGGAAUAUCAAGAAGAAGAUGCACAGGAUAUCGAGACUAUACUUACCAAUGGACAUGUCAAUGGCCAUUUUCAAAUAUUGGCCAGAGAAUUGGAUAUAUUAGAGCCUAAAUUACCGGAAGAUAUUUACAAGACCUGGUUGGAGACAGGAAUCAGACGAGAUAUCGAUUAUGAUUCUGUCAGAUCGAAUUUAGCUUCUAGCUUCGUUACGGCUUUCGUUCAUGCUGGUUUCGGCGAAGAUAAACUUAUGGCAAAUACCAAAGACUGUUGGGUAUACAAAAACAAGGGACAUACGAUGCUAUCGGCAACUGCAUCCUUAGGUCUGAUACAUCUUUGGGACGUGGAUGGUGGAUUAGUACCGAUCGACAAGUAUCUUUAUACGAGUGACGAUUACAUCAAGUCAGGUGCUCUAUUGGCAAUCGGAUUAGUAAACUGUGGAGUUCGAAAUGAAUGCGACCCAGCCUUGGCCCUGUUAAGCGAUUAUGUUCUCUCUACCAGCGAAAUUCUACGAAUUGGUGCAACCUUAGGAUUAGGUUUGGCUUAUUCUGGCUCUCAACGGUCAGAUGUUGCGGAACUUUUGACAUCGGCAUUAAACGACAAACAGAGUACCAUGGAAAUUAUCGGACUUUCUGCGAUUGGUUUAGCUUUGGUUUACGUUGGUACGGCCAAUUCUGACGUCUCCUAUGUUAUAUUGCAGAAGUUAUUAGAACUUACAAUCGAGCAAUUGGCUAAUACGCAUUACAGGUUUUUAUCACUGGCCUUGGGAAUACUUUACAUGAGUUGCCGGGAUGUCAUAGAUACUCCAUCAGCGGCACUAGAAGUUUUACCUGAACCAUACAGACUAGCUUGUCAAACUAUGUUACAGAUUUGCGCAUACGCUGGAACUGGCGACGUUCUUAUCGUCCAAGAACUCUUAAGAAUUUGUUCGGAACCCGUUAAUGGCAAGGAAAGUAUCUAUGGUACACCAAUUACGACUCCUGUUGCCAGUUGUUGCGAUCAUGGAAAACGUGUGGUUUCCAAUCUAACGACAGACGAUAAUCAAGCGAAGAACAAGACUCCUAAUUCCAAGUAUAUGUCUGUUAUUAACAUAUUUUUAUUAACGGUAGGACGAUACGGUCCGACCCAAGCAAGACGAGCGGUACCCUUAGCUAUGGCCCUUUCGUCUCUUUCUAAUCCAGAACCGGCACUCUUAGAUGUUUUGAACAAAUAUAGUCACGACAAUGACGUGGACGUUGCUCAUAACGCAAUAUUAGCUUUAGGAUUGGUCGGUGCUGGAAGUAACAAUGCGAGAUUGGCGACCAUGCUUAGACAAUUAGCUGCCUAUCAUGCCAAAAAUCCUUCUCAUUUAUUUCUCGUACGAAUUUCUCAAGGUCUCGUGCAUUUAGGGAAAGUAAGUUGGGAAUGUUCGUGCCAAGUUCUUCUUACUUCUUCCUCUUCCUCUGUUAAAUUUUUCAUUUAUCAGGGUACGUUAUCGUUAUCACCGAUGCAUUAUUCAUCGAGAAUCUUGGAUCGAACGGCACUGGCUGGAUUGAUGGUUGUUCUGGUUGCAUGUUUGGAUUGUAGGAAUUUGAUAUUGGAUAAAUCUCAUUACUUGAUGUACUGUUUAGCUACGGCCAUCGAACCACGAUGGUUGGUCACUUUGGAUAAGGAUCUUAAGACACUUCCUGUUUCCGUUAGAGUUGGCCAAGCCGUAGACAUCGUUGGCAAGGCUGGCAAUCCAAAAUCCAUAGCUGGUGGUAACGUUCAUACGACCCCAACCCUUUUAAUGCAUAACGAAAGGGCGGAAUUGUUGUUAGACGAAUAUGAACCUUUGUCCAGCAUGCUGGAAGGGUUUGUUAUUUUAAGAGAAAAAGCAGAAUCUUCCUAAACGAACCUUUUGAUCUUUUUAAAUAAACAUUGAAAUACUUUCUUCACCCACAAAGCUAAACUUUGCCAUAUAAAAUGACUUAGAAGCUGGUACGGAAUUCAGUUUUUUUUUUUUUUUUUUUUAUAUAGGUUUGCGUUUAUUUAACUUUAGGGACUAGCGGAAGCAAUGUGCUUUAUACAACAGAAAUGUACAUUGGUAUGCAUUGCACAGUGGGAACAACAACGUUGCACCAUGAUCAAAGUAUUAGACAGAUUUUUAACAUCUGUUUCCUCAUUCUUUUCUUCUUUAUCUCUCAAGCAUGGCUAAUUCUAUACCUUAAUUAUAUAUAUAAGUAGGGUAAAUAAAAGUUUCACGACGAAGCCGAGUUUAUAACUCGAAUACACGCAUGUAUACGCGUGUCCGUUCCAACGACGUAGAAAAGAACAAUUUUUGGGGGAGAGGGGACUAAAAUACUUCGACGGACUUUUUUUUUUCUUAUCUCGUUCCUUUUGAUAUUUUUUCACAUGCGUAGAAUACACAUAGGUAUAUCAUGGUGCGUUUUCCUUUCAUAUCGAAUGAUGUAACAUAUAUACGUAUGUUUGUGUAUGUGUGUUUGUAUGUAUGUAGUAUUUAUGCAUGUAUGUAUGUAUGUAUGUAGGUAGGUGGAUAGGUAUAUGAAUAAGUCCAAGUUACGUGUACGAGAGAUCAUGGCGCUCGUUCCUUACUUUUCCCUUUUGCUUUUUAUCUUUCUUUCUUCUUCUUAUUAUUUAUUUAUUUUUUUUUCUUUUUUUUUUUUUUUUUUUUUUAUUAUAUAUUAUAAUUA
Vespa crabro (European hornet) is the source of this 3685-nucleotide messenger RNA. Its product is annotated as 26S proteasome non-ATPase regulatory subunit 2-like. Gene Ontology annotation, cellular component: nucleus; proteasome storage granule; proteasome complex. Gene Ontology annotation, biological process: proteasome-mediated ubiquitin-dependent protein catabolic process; regulation of protein catabolic process. Bases 295 to 2883 code for a protein of 862 amino acids. The record is from RefSeq and is a predicted model, not a curated record. The transcript is spliced from 11 exons. NCBI's taxonomy places the organism in Eukaryota, Metazoa, Arthropoda, Insecta, Hymenoptera, Vespidae. Gene Ontology annotation, molecular function: enzyme regulator activity.